AUGUUUUAUAAUUACAAAGGAGAUUACAGUGUUGUACUACUGGCUGUAGUAGAUGCUGAUUUACGUUUCAUUUAUGUUGAUGUGGGAGCUAAUGGCAGAGUCAGUGACUCUGGUGUUUGGAAUAAAUGUUCCCUCAAAAACUACCUAGAUAGGAAUGCUCUCAAUAUUCCUCCGCCUGUUCCGCUGCCAGGUACAGAAGAUAAUUUUCCUUUUGUAAUUAUAGGGAAUGAAGGUUUCCCAUUAUCAGAAAAACUCUUAAUUCCUUAUCCAAAACCUCAAUGUAGUGGAAAAAAAGAUAAGAGUAUAUUUAAUUACAGACUAUCUAGAGCUCGUCGCACAUCAGAAAAUGGAUUUGGUACAAUGGCUGCCCGUUUCCAAAUUUUUCGUUCUCCAAUGCGGUAUGAUCCUGACGAUGCUUCCAAGAUCAUCUUAACUAUAUGCUGUUUGCACAAUAUGCUGCGAAGUCAGUCUGUUGGACGAGCUAUGUAUACACCAUCAUCAUUCUUAGAUGUAGAAGAUGAAAUAUCAGGAGAAAUUCGUCGUGGAGAAUGGAGAGCAGAAAACGGAAGAGGCAUGGUAAACUUUGCUCACCAAGGUGGCAACCGUCAUGCAAAUGAAGCAAUCUUGCUCAGGGACAGGUGGUGUGAUUAUUUUAAUACUGUUGGCGCUGUUCCCUGGCAAGAACGAAUGAUACAGUGA
Messenger RNA from Mycetomoellerius zeteki, 699 nucleotides. RefSeq lists its product as uncharacterized. The transcript is spliced from 2 exons. Lineage: Eukaryota; Metazoa; Arthropoda; Insecta; Hymenoptera; Formicidae. The record is from RefSeq and is a predicted model, not a curated record. The coding region runs from base 1 to 699 and encodes 232 amino acids.